Molecule: messenger RNA, 1624 nt
Organism: Cynara cardunculus var. scolymus (artichoke)
Lineage: Eukaryota; Viridiplantae; Streptophyta; Magnoliopsida; Asterales; Asteraceae
Product: serine/threonine-protein kinase WAG1-like
Exons: 1
Coding region: 1-1488 (495 amino acids)
Biological process (GO): protein phosphorylation
Cellular component (GO): nucleus; cytoplasm; plasma membrane
Molecular function (GO): ATP binding; protein serine/threonine kinase activity
Source: RefSeq, a predicted model, not a curated record
AUGGAAGAAGAUCAUCAUACCAUCUUCCCUCAAGAUUCCGAUCUUGACCUCAGUUUCACCUCCAUCGCCACCACCACCACCACCACCAUAGCCUCCUCCAGUGCCCGCUCUAGUCUUGCUCGCUCAAGUUUAUGUCUCAGUUUUAACGAAUCCACUCGUCUCUCCUCCGCUUCUGCUUCCACCUCCACCACCACCACCACCACCGUCCCCAACCUCCAUUCUCGUCCUCACCGGAAAUCUGAUACCAACUGGUCCGCCAUUAAAGCUGCCACCAACCUUUCCUCUGAUGGAACUCUCCACCUGCGCCACCUCAAGCUUGUAAAACUUGUCGGGUCGGGUAAUCUUGGCCGGGUGUUCCUUUGUCGUCUCCGUGACUAUGAACAUUCCAAUUUCGCCAUUAAAGUCGUUGAUAAGAACUCAUUAACCUCCAAGAAGCUCUCUCAUGUGCAGACGGAAGGUCGGAUUCUUUCCUCUCUCGACCACCCGUUCCUCCCCACGCUUUACGCUCAUCUAGAAGUUUCUCACUACACGUGCUUCCUCAUUGAUUUUUGCCCUAAUGGCGACCUUCAUUCCUUGCUCCGGAAGCAACCUAAUUUCCGGCUACCGAUCGACUCUGUUAGAUUCUACGCGGCGGAGGUUUUAGUAGCUCUUGAAUACCUCCACUCACUUGGGAUCGUGUAUCGGGAUUUGAAGCCGGAAAACAUUUUGAUUCGAGAAGAUGGUCACAUUAUGUUGUCGGAUUUUGAUUUGUGUUUCAAUGCCGACGUUGUACCGAAACUGGAUAACAGAAUCCAAGGGACGACGUCGUCGUCAAGCGGGAAACACCGGAGUCGUUGCUACGGUGGGAACCGGCGCCGGAGACGUACGGAUGAAGAAAUUGUGACGGAGUUUGUAGCGGAGCCGACGACGGCUUUUUCGAAAUCAUGCGUCGGGACUCACGAGUAUUUGGCGCCGGAAUUGGUCAACGGGAGCGGCCAUGGCAACGGCGUUGACUGGUGGGCGUUUGGUGUACUGGUGUAUGAGUUAUUGUACGGAAGAACGCCGUUCAAGGGAGGGAGCAAAGAGUCCACCCUGCGCAAUAUAGCAUCUAGCAGGGUAGUGACGUUUGAAGUAACAGGAGAUGCUCCGCCGUGGAUGGCGGAGGCUAAGGAUUUGAUAGAAAAAUUGUUGGUAAAGGAUCCCCGGAGAAGACUAGGGUGUAGCAGCGGUGCGACGGACAUUAAACGGCAUCCAUUCUUUGACGGAAUAAAGUGGCCGUUGAUCCGUACGUACACCCCGCCGGAGCUCCGUGGGGUGACGGUGAAGAGAAGUAGCAGAUCACACGCUAGUCACGUGAGCACUCCCUCCAAGAGACGGCGGUGGAUUUGGAAGGGCCUUAAUUAUCUAUUGAUGAAAAGCAAGGGGUGUAAACGAAAUUUAAAUUCCAACCAAAACUAUUAUUGUUAUAGCAAAAGUGACAAUAUUGUCAAAAAAUGUGGUAAAAAAUAGAUAGAAUCAAACUUCAGGGACUGAAUACAUAAAUUUUUGUUCAUAUGUUUUCUAUUGGCUUUUUUGAUGGGAAAUAUAUUUUAGAGUACUUCUUGUUACAACAACAAAAAUUAUAGAUCAUGUCUUUAUGGUUGCA